UUGCGUACCUUUACGUCCUCCGUCACGAGACCGACGCACGCACAGACGACAUAAAUCUCGCAGUGAUGGCUGCUCCUCCUGAUACGGAGAAUUUAGAGUGUCGCAUCAACAGAGCAACCAACCCACUGAAUAGGGAGACUGACUGGAGCAGCAUAAAUGCGUUCUGUGAACAGCUCAACAAUGAUUCGGAGGGACCUCAGCUGGCUACCAGGCUGCUGGCCCACAAAAUCCAAUCUCCGCAGGAGUGGGAGGCCAUGCAGGCUCUUGUGGUUCUGGAAUCAUGUAUGAAAAACUGCGGGAAGAAGUUUCACAGUGAAGUGGGCAAGUUUCGCUUUCUUAACGAGCUUAUCAAAGUCGUUUCGCCAAAGUACCUGGGUUCACGCUCUUCAGAGCCAGUCAAGAAGAAGGUCUUGGAAUUAAUCUACAGCUGGACGUUAGGGUUGCCUGAUGAGGCCAAAAUCUUAGAAGCUUAUCAGAUGUUAAAGAAACAAGGUAUUAUCAAACAAGACCCUGAACUACCCCCUGAUAAGCUACCUCAUGUUCCUCCACCUAGGCCUAAAAAUGCCAUUUUUGAAGAUGAAGAAAAGUCCAAAAUGUUGUCUCGCCUGCUGAACAGCUCGCAUCCUGAUGAUUUGAAGGCUGCAAACAAACUCAUCAAGGAAAUGGUCCAAGAGGACCAGAGGCGAGCAGAGAAGGUGUCCAAGCGUGAAGGCGCCAUUCAGGAGGUGAAGGAAAGCAUCAGUCUACUGACUCAGCUCCUGCAGGACUACGACGCCAACACUAUAAAUCAAAGCAACUCUGAGCUCCUACAGGACCUUUACCAACGCUGUGAAAAAAUGAGGCCUACAUUGUUCAGAUUGGCCAGCGAUACGGAGGAUAAUGACGAGGCUUUGGCGGAGAUCCUGCAGGCCAAUGACAGCCUAACCCACGUCAUCAAUUUGUACAAACAGCAGGUGAAAGGAGAGACUGUGAACAGCAACAACACGUUAAACACACAAAAACAGACAGGAGUUGGGUCGGCACUGCUGGAUUUGUCCGGGUUGGACACGUCACCCCAGUCGCCCCCCUCCUUUCCGGAACUUCCUACUCCAACUGACAGUCUCAACGCAACUUCGCAGGAAACUGGCGUCUCUCUGCUCGACGAUGAGCUCAUGUCUCUCGGUUUAAGUGAAGGAACAUACACGUCGAACCCUCACUCCCAGCCUGAAGAUUCCACAGCCUGGGACUCUUUCCAGUCGUCCGACAGCAUCGACGCAGACAUCCCGGCACCUCCUAGUCUCCUCCUGAGUCCGGACCCUCCUUCUUAUUCGCACCCCGUCUCUCCGGCGUCUGCUCCCAAAGGCUCGGUCCUGGAUGAACUUGACUUGUUGGGCAAGACGCUGCUGCAGCAGUCCCUCCCUCCUGAGGGAUUGCAAGUCAAAUGGGACAAACAGCAGGUCAAACCGACACUAAGAGAUCUACAGAACAAGUCUGCCUCUAACAUCACCCCGAGCCCAAUUCCGGUCUUUAACUCGGACCGAACAACGCGGCCCCUUACCUCAGGGGCCACCACCCGAGACAAAGAGAAUACAGACAUGUCCCUGGCGGAUGUUUUUGUACCGCUGGAAUCCAUUAAACCUAGUAGUCUGUUACCUGUGACUGUCUUCGAUGGCCACAGUUUGCGGGUUUUGAUCCACUUUGCCCGUGAUUCGCCCCCAUCUCGCCCCGACGUGCAGGUGGUGAUUAUCUCCAUGUUGUCAUCUGCUCCCGUGCCAGUCACGAACAUAAACUUGCACAUUUCUGCUCACAAGCCAAUAGCUGUAAAAUUGCAGCCUCCGUCUGGAACAGAUCUCCCGGCGUUCAAUCCCAUCCUUCCUACCGCUGCCGUCACUCAGAUCAUGUUACUAGCAAACCCGAACAAGGAUCGAGUUCAGCUGCAGUACAACUUGCGCUUCACGUUGGGCGAGCAGGACCACAGCGAGAGCGGCAAUCUCGAAAACUGGCCCGCUCCGGACACGUGGACGAAUCUAUAGCGUCGUUGAAAGCAACUCGACAGACUCUUUCCCACUCUUUAUAUUUUAACACUCCAUACCUGCUCUAAUUUUAGCCCCCCCCCCCCCUUCUUUUGACUCCUCCUGCUCUGUGUGUGCGCUUUGCUUUUGCCAACUGCUUUUAAACACCGCCUGUCCUUUUUUUUUCCCCUUUUGAAGACUGCGCUACAAAUCAACUGAUAUUCACUACUGCAUGUGCAAAAGUGCUUCUGUUCGACUGUAGAUUUUGAAUUUCACCCUUGCAUGCUCUGCCGUCAUAAAAUGCCAAUUCAGAAAGGACUUAAGCGUUAUCUCUUCUCAAAUCAAAACUGCUGAAUCACGGUUUUUGUCUCCAGUCAGACAGGACUUUCCUUUUUUUGUGUGUUAUGAAAAAAGAAGUACUGUGAAAAUUGGUGUGUAUUUUCUGCCAUAUGUGCCUCUCUCUAUUCUGUUUUAGCACAUCUGAAUGGAUCUGUUCUGUAAUACAUUGUUUCAUUCAACAGGUGUAUCUUUAUUUUUCUAACUCUUUCACUGCCACUAGUUAUGUUAGACAUCCAAUCGUUCGGCUCUUUAAUUAAAACUAUUUGAAUCCGUUUAUCACUAGUAGAUGUCCGAUCCAUUUGAAGUGGGA
Messenger RNA from Corythoichthys intestinalis (scribbled pipefish), 2640 nucleotides. RefSeq names its product golgi-associated, gamma adaptin ear containing, ARF binding protein 1 (gene gga1). Gene Ontology annotation, cellular component: trans-Golgi network. The record is from RefSeq and is a predicted model, not a curated record. Gene Ontology annotation, biological process: Golgi to plasma membrane transport; intracellular protein transport; protein localization to cell surface. The transcript is spliced from 17 exons. Lineage: Eukaryota; Metazoa; Chordata; Actinopteri; Syngnathiformes; Syngnathidae. The coding region runs from base 66 to 2012 and encodes 648 amino acids. Gene Ontology annotation, molecular function: phosphatidylinositol binding; ubiquitin binding; small GTPase binding.